Henningerozyma blattae CBS 6284 is the source of this 2553-nucleotide messenger RNA. RefSeq names its product TFIIH/NER complex ATPase/helicase subunit SSL2 (gene SSL2). The coding region runs from base 1 to 2553 and encodes 850 amino acids. The record is from RefSeq and is a predicted model, not a curated record. Gene Ontology annotation, molecular function: ATP binding; DNA binding; hydrolase activity. The transcript has a single exon. Gene Ontology annotation, cellular component: nucleotide-excision repair factor 3 complex; transcription factor TFIIH holo complex; transcription preinitiation complex. NCBI's taxonomy places the organism in Eukaryota, Fungi, Ascomycota, Saccharomycetes, Saccharomycetales, Saccharomycetaceae. Gene Ontology annotation, biological process: nucleotide-excision repair; transcription initiation at RNA polymerase II promoter.
AUGACUGACGUUACUGAUCCAAAAUCAAAGAGUUUUCCCUCUAUGCCAGCAGCCUUCUUUUCAGAUGAUGAAGACUCAGCUGCUACAGAUGAUAACGCAUCCACCUAUGAAGAUGAUGCAGUAAUUCAACAAGUAGACGAUAGUAAUAGGGAAUUUGCAUCAACAUCUGUUUCUUCAUCUGCUUCUACAUUUAAGACUAGAAGGCCAAAAAAAAGUAGUAAAAACUCAAAAUCAAAUAGCUUAAAUCAAGUGAAUGAAAAGGAUAAAGCUUUCUUGUCAGCAGAUGGUAAUAGUUUAAACGUGCCUGCCGAUUUUAAACCAGAUUCUGUUUCAGGAAUAUUUAGAAAUUACGAUUUCAGUUAUUUAAAAUUAAGACCGGAUCAUUCAUCAAGGCCUAUUUGGAUUUGCCCAAAUGAUGGUAGAGUUAUUUUAGAAAGUUUCUCACCAUUAGCUGAACAAGCUCAAGAUUUCUUGGUAACCAUUGCUGAACCAGUAAGUAGACCUUCUCAUAUACAUGAAUAUAAAAUUACUGCCUAUUCAUUAUAUGCGGCAGUGUCUGUUGGUUUAGAAACAGAUGAUAUUAUCUCUGUUUUAGAUAGACUCUCAAAGGUGCCGGUAGCACCAUCAAUUAUUAAUUUUAUUAAAGGUGCUACUGUUUCCUAUGGUAAAGUGAAAUUAGUUAUUAAACAUAACAGAUAUUUUGUUGAGACUACACAAGCUGAUAUAUUGCAAAUGUUACUUAGAGAUUCAAUUAUUGGUCCAUUGAGAAUCGAUAACGAUCAACAGAAACAAUUAGAACUACAGGAGUUAGAAAAACAAAAGUAUCAAAAAAAUGGCAUUAAACCAACUCAACAAAAUAAAUCAAAAAAUAUUGAUCCAAAUGAUGUUGAAGCUAUGUUUUCUGCAGUAGUUGGUGGUGAUAAUGAUAUCGAAGAUGAUGAUGAUGACUUAGAUGCUGUUCAUUCCUUUGAAAUUGCCAAUGAAGCGGUUGAAAUUGUAAAGAAACGUUGUCAAGAAAUCGAUUAUCCGGUGUUGGAGGAAUACGAUUUUAGAAAUGACCAUCGUAAUCCAGAUUUGGAUAUUGAUUUGAAACCUUCUACUCAGAUUAGACCUUAUCAAGAAAAAUCAUUGAGUAAAAUGUUUGGUAAUGGUCGUGCAAGAUCAGGUAUUAUUGUUUUACCAUGUGGUGCUGGUAAAACUUUAGUCGGUAUUACUGCAGCUUGUACCAUUAAAAAAUCGGUUAUUGUUCUAUGCACAUCGUCUGUGUCUGUUAUGCAAUGGAGGCAACAAUUUUUACAAUGGUGUACUCUACAGCCGGAGAAUUGUGCAGUUUUCACUUCAGAUAACAAAGAAAUGUUCCAAACAGAGUCUGGUUUGGUCGUAUCAACUUACUCUAUGGUAGCUAAUACAAGAAAUAGAUCUCAUGAUUCUCAAAAAGUUAUGGAUUUCUUAACUGGAAGAGAAUGGGGGUUUAUUAUUUUGGAUGAAGUUCAUGUCGUACCAGCUGCUAUGUUUAGAAGAGUUGUUUCUGCUAUUGCAGCACAUGCAAAGUUAGGGUUAACUGCUACUUUAGUCAGAGAAGAUGAUAAGAUUAGUGAUUUGAAUUUCUUGAUUGGUCCAAAAUUAUAUGAAGCAAAUUGGAUGGAAUUAUCACAAAAAGGGCACAUUGCUAACGUCCAAUGUGCUGAAGUUUGGUGUCCAAUGACAGCUGAAUUCUAUCAAGAAUAUUUAAGAGAAAACGCAAGAAAGAGGAUGUUACUGUACAUUAUGAAUCCAACAAAAUUCCAAGCAUGCCAAUUUUUAAUACAAUAUCAUGAACGUAGGGGUGAUAAAAUCAUUGUGUUUUCUGAUAAUGUGUAUGCUUUACAGGAGUAUGCCCUAAAAUUAGGUAAACCAUUUAUUUAUGGUUCUACACCUCAGCAAGAGCGUAUGAAUAUUUUACAAAAUUUCCAAUAUAAUGAUCAAAUUAACACUAUUUUCUUAUCAAAGGUUGGUGAUACUUCCAUUGAUUUACCAGAAGCAACAUGUUUGAUCCAAAUUUCUUCUCAUUAUGGUUCUCGUCGUCAAGAAGCUCAAAGAUUGGGUAGAAUUUUGAGAGCUAAGAGACGUAAUGAUGAAGGUUUCAACGCUUUCUUUUAUUCUUUAGUAUCUAAGGAUACCCAAGAAAUGUAUUAUUCAACUAAGAGGCAAGCUUUUUUGGUUGAUCAAGGUUAUGCUUUCAAAGUUAUCACUCAUUUACACGGUAUGGAAAAUUUACCAAAUCUAGCGUAUUCCUCUGCUAGAGAACGUAGAGAAUUGCUACAAGAAGUUUUGUUAAAGAAUGAAGAAGCAGCUGGUAUUGAAAUUGGUGACGAUGCGGAUAAUAGUAUCGGUCGUGGUGGUAACGCUCAUAAAAAGAUGAGAUCUAAGGCAGUAAGAGGCGAAGGUUCUUUAGCUGGUCUUGCUGGUGGUGAAGAUAUGGCCUACAUGGAAUACAGCACCAAUAAAAAUAAAGACCUAAAGGAACAUCAUCCAUUGAUUAGAAAAAUGUACUAUAAAAAUUUAAAAAAAUAA